AACACAAAUUUCUGCACCUGUCACCCACAAAACACAAAAUAACACACAAGCAAAAUGUCUUAGCUUCCGAGCAACAAAUCUCGAGUUUCUUUCUGAAUUUCUUUGAUCGAUAAGCAUAUUAUUAUUAUUUUUGCUUUGUUCCCUCUUCUAUUCAAUCGGAGAGACACAACAACAGUAUCGAGAAAUUGUCGUUCGGUUGCAAAUUACAGACGACGUGCGUGGGAACAUUUUAUCUGCGGGAAAUUUACAAAAUCCUGAGGCGUUUCGAUCAUUAUAUCAAUGACUGAAAUUGGUGCACAUAAAUGGAGGCUUAUGAGUUUUGUGACGAUGAUGCUGAUGAACUUUGUGUUCGCUUCGAUGUUAGCUUCCGCGGAAAGAAACGAAAUGACGGAAGAUGUGUCCGCAGUUGCAAGCUAUGGCGAUGGCGAUGGCGAUAGCGAUGAAUCGAAAAUGGAGUAUUUCAUGAAGUUGACGAACUAUUUGUUCGAAACAGAUGGAUCGGGUUAUCACCAUGUCUGGCCUGAAAUGAAACUUGGUUGGAAAAUAGUUCUUGGUAGCAUCAUUGGAUUUUGUGGAGCAGCAUUUGGGAGCGUAGGUGGAGUUGGAGGCGGGGGUAUUUUCGUCCCAAUGCUUACCCUAAUUAUCGGUUUUGAUCCUAAAUCCGCCACCGCAAUUUCAAAAUGCAUGAUUAUGGGAGCAGCCGCCUCGACUGUGUACUAUAAUCUAAAGCUGAGGCAUCCAACACUUGACAUGCCAAUAAUUGACUAUGACCUGGCACUUCUAAUCCAACCAAUGUUGAUGUUAGGAAUUAGUAUUGGAGUGGCAUUUAAUGUAAUUUUUGCAGAUUGGAUGGUCACUAUUCUUCUAAUUGUUCUUUUCAUAGCCACAUCAAGCAAGGCCUUCUGUAGAGGUGUUGAUACAUGGAAAAAAGAAACCAUCAUGAAAAAGGAGGCUGCUAGGCGUUUGGAGAAUGGCAGCCAGGCAGAAUACAAGAUUCUUCCUGGUGGUCCCAACAAACCCGAUCGACCAAAAAAAGAAGAGGUCUCUGUCUUCGAAAAUGUUUGUUGGAAAGAACUUGCGCUUCUUGUCUUUGUUUGGAUUGCAUUUCUUGCUCUCCAACUUGCGAAGAAUUAUACAUCUAAUUGUUCAACAUGGUAUUGGGUGCUCAACUUAUCACAGAUUCCAAUUUCUUUUGGUGUAUCGGGGUACGAGGCAAUUAGCCUAUACAGAGGAACAAGAAUUAUAUCCUCUAAGGGAGACUCCACCAAUCUUACCAUAGGACAGUUGGUAUUGUAUCUCACAUGUGGUGUUUUAGCUGGUAUGGUUGGUGGAUUACUUGGUUUAGGUGGAGGUUUUAUUAUGGGCCCACUUUUUUUGGAGCUUGGUGUACCUCCUCAGGUUUCAAGUGCAACUGCCACGUUUGCAAUGACAUUUUCGUCCUCGAUGUCUGUUGUGGAAUAUUACCUUCUAAAGCGUUUCCCUGUUCCUUAUGCACUUUAUUUUCUUCUUGUGGCAACAAUUGCUGCUUUUGUGGGGCAACAUGUGGUGAGAAAGCUGAUUAUGAUAAUGGGAAGGGCGUCGCUAAUUAUAUUCAUUCUCGCUUUCACUAUAUUCGUUAGUGCAAUAUCAUUAGGUGGAGUUGGAAUUUCUAACAUGAUUUGGAAAAUCGGGCGACAUGAAUACAUGGGAUUCGAGAAUCUAUGCAAGUAUAACGUUUCAAAUUAGAUUGAAGACUUUUGGGUUGUGGAAAUUGACGUUGAAGUUGGGUUGUGGAAGUCAGAUGUUGAUACAACGUUGUUUUGUUGAAAGUGUUUUUAAGUGUGUUUAUGUGUUUAUUUGUAUGUAAUUUUAGGACUUUGAUUUAAGGUGCUUUAAGUUUAUGUCGUUAAGAAUAAAAUGAUGAGAUUCAUAAAGCAAAAUUAAAGGUUAAAAAAGGCUGAUUCUCUUGAA
This is a messenger RNA of Lactuca sativa (garden lettuce), 1950 nucleotides long. RefSeq names its product sulfite exporter TauE/SafE family protein 3. Gene Ontology annotation, cellular component: Cul4A-RING E3 ubiquitin ligase complex; membrane. The record is from RefSeq and is a predicted model, not a curated record. Lineage: Eukaryota; Viridiplantae; Streptophyta; Magnoliopsida; Asterales; Asteraceae. Gene Ontology annotation, biological process: protein ubiquitination.